This is a messenger RNA of Pediculus humanus corporis (human body louse), 1197 nucleotides long. Its product is annotated as isocitrate dehydrogenase NADP, putative. The record is from RefSeq and is a predicted model, not a curated record. Gene Ontology annotation, cellular component: mitochondrion; cytosol; peroxisome. Gene Ontology annotation, biological process: isocitrate metabolic process. Gene Ontology annotation, molecular function: NAD binding; magnesium ion binding; isocitrate dehydrogenase (NADP+) activity. The transcript is spliced from 2 exons. The coding region runs from base 1 to 1197 and encodes 398 amino acids. Lineage: Eukaryota; Metazoa; Arthropoda; Insecta; Psocodea; Pediculidae.
AUGUCAACGAAAAUUAAAGCUGGACCCGUUGUAGAUAUCCUCGGAGAUGAAAUGACGAGGAUAUUAUGGGAUUUAAUUAAGGAAAAGCUUAUUCUACCGUUUUUGGACAUUGAAUUACACACUUACGAUUUGGGAAUCGAACACAGAGACAAAACGGAUGAUAAGGUAACUGUUGAAUGUGCCGAAGCCAUAAAAAAAUAUAACGUUGGAAUUAAAUGUGCAACCAUAACACCGGAUGAAAAAAGAGUCGAAGAAUUUAAAUUGAAACAAAUGUGGAAAUCUCCCAACGGAACCAUCAGAAAUAUAUUGGGUGGAACAGUUUUUAGAGAAGCCAUUAUUUGCAAAAAUAUUCCGAGACUUGUUUCUGGAUGGAAUAAACCAAUUAUUAUUGGUCGUCACGCUCAUGCCGAUCAAUAUAAAGCAACGGAUUUUUUAAUCAAUGGCCCAGGAAAAUUAGAAUUAGUUUUUACAGGAUCUGAUGGUAAAGUCAUUAAGCAUACUGUAAAUGAGUUCAAAGGCCCCGGUGUUGCUUUAGGAAUGUACAAUACUGACGAAUCGAUAAUUGAUUUUGCACAUUCAUCAUUUAAAUAUGCCCUAGAUAGAAAAUAUCCAUUGUAUUUGAGUACUAAAAACACAAUACUUAAAAAGUACGAUGGGAGAUUUAAAGAUAUUUUCCAAGACAUAUACGAUAAUGAAUACAAGAAAAAAUUUGAAGAAUCUGGAAUUUGGUAUGAACACAGAUUAAUCGAUGAUAUGGUCGCUUAUGCUAUGAAAUCUGAAGGAGGUUUCGUUUGGGCAUGUAAAAACUACGAUGGUGACGUUCAGUCAGAUUCAGUAGCUCAAGGUUAUGGAUCGUUGGGUAUGAUGACUUCCGUGUUGAUUUGCCCCGAUGGGAAAACUGUCGAGGCUGAAGCAGCCCAUGGAACUGUAACAAGACAUUAUAGAUUUCAUCAACAGGGAAAAGAAACUUCUACAAACCCGAUAGCAUCGAUAUUUGCAUGGUCAAGAGGUUUACUUCACAGAGCAAAAUUAGACAACAAUCAACCUCUUGCUAAUUUUGCUAAUAAACUCGAAGAGGUAUGCAUUGAAACAAUUGAAAGUGGUAAAAUGACAAAAGAUUUGGCCAUAUGUAUUAAAGUUCGGUCCAACGCGAUAAAAUUGUUAGCAUAUCAAAAAAAAAUAAUUAUAAGAAGUUAA